AUUCUGAAACCCAACCCAAGUAUCAUCCCCUUGGUAGCAACAGCAAGAAGGGAGGUUCCUCCAAAUUUCGUUCUGUUGGCUGCCCUUCUCUGUAUACACACGUCUGUCGGCGACGGCCUGAGUUCUUUGGUUCCCGGUUUUCUUCCCCACGAAGUGAAUCCUUGGUUGUCUCCUUGUCUUCUUCGUUCCGUCAGCGUUGUUUCGCUUUCAGUGUGGCUCCUGUGUCUUUCUCGUCUUCUUCGUGGUGAAGAGAAUUACCGUUUCUUCGCAACUUUCCAUCUUUCUCAGACCUGCGCACUGACUGCUUCGCCCUGCGUAGCCGCUCUGUCUGGCCAACUGUGAACCACCGGGAGAAAACAACGCGGCGGAAGUGUGGAAAGUGUAGAGAGCUCUGUUUAUACGAUCACGGGCAGAAAACGUCGGCUUUCAUUGCGGUGGAUGCGUGUUUAAGUCGCGAAAAUCCUCCGCAGACCUAGAAAGUAGUGGCCCCUGGGUCCUUUCUGUCUAGAAGCUCGCGAUUUCGUGUUUCGGCUUUCCCCUGCGACAACAUGGCGCUCCCUCUCUUGGCUUCCAGACGGUUGUUUUCCUCGUUUGUAUUUCGUGGUCAGCCAUCCACACUCUCGUCCAACCUCUCCCUUGUGAGAAUUCGAGGACUGCACGGAGGGUCUCUCUCCCCCCCCUCCGCCACCCUCCCUCGUGCUGUUCAGCUUUUCUCUUCUCGAAUCGCUUUCAGCACGGCCGCAGCGGAGGAUUCUGGUGCAAGCCAGACUCUGGAAGGCCGAUACGCUUCUGCUUUGUUUCGCGUGGCCAAGAAGAAGAAUCAGCUGGAGAAGGUCUACGGCGAUCUGGAGAGCGUGCGAAAUGCCCUCAAGGACAGCAGCGAAUUCCGUCUCUUUGUAGACAGCCCUGCGGUGUCUGUGCAGCAGAAGCUGGACGUGCUGCGACAACUCGUCAACCGCUAUAAAUUCGACCCCCUCACGGGCAACCUCCUCACGACUCUCGUUGAGAACAAAAGACUUCCCAUGCUUGCUCGGGUCGCCGACGCGUUUGACGCCAUGUACAGAAAAGAGAAGGGAGAAGUCAAGUGCCUUGUCACCAGCGCCAAGCCUUUAUCGGCACAACAACAGAAAGAGAUCGUCGCGGCGUUGCAAAAUAGAGCAGGAACCCAGGCGCGCCUUAUCAUCGACUAUGCUGUCAGCCCUCAGAUUAUGGGAGGCUUGGUUGUGCGCUUGGGCGAGCAGGUCCUCGACUUCAGUGUUGCUACGCGCCUCGAUCGCUUGCAGUCGCAGCUGCUGGCUCCUCUUUAA
Molecule: messenger RNA, 1307 nt
Organism: Toxoplasma gondii ME49
Lineage: Eukaryota; Apicomplexa; Conoidasida; Eucoccidiorida; Sarcocystidae
Product: ATP synthase F1, delta subunit protein
Exons: 3
Coding region: 549-1307 (252 amino acids)
Biological process (GO): proton motive force-driven mitochondrial ATP synthesis
Molecular function (GO): proton-transporting ATP synthase activity, rotational mechanism
Source: RefSeq, a predicted model, not a curated record